This is a messenger RNA of Ramularia collo-cygni, 2685 nucleotides long. RefSeq lists its product as uncharacterized. Lineage: Eukaryota; Fungi; Ascomycota; Dothideomycetes; Mycosphaerellales; Mycosphaerellaceae. The transcript is spliced from 4 exons. The record is from RefSeq and is a predicted model, not a curated record. The coding region runs from base 1 to 2685 and encodes 894 amino acids.
AUGUCAUCUUCGAGUCUCCCGAAGCACCAUAGGCCAUCGAGACACCCGGCCACUUCUCCUGAUUCGACUGCCCAAAACGUUGCUGCUAGACACAGGCCAGGCUACGCACGCGUAGCAUCCGUCUCAUUUACUGAAGACAUCAUCGCCCGCGACAUAACAGAUUCCAUGACGGAGGAGGCUCCAAUACCCGGGAAUCAUGGACUGGGCAUCGCAAUGUCUCCUGGAGCGGAGCCAGACCGUAUUAGUACGCAAUCCAUCUUGCCUUCUCCAACCACACCAACCCGGAUUKGCAUUGGCAUUGGCAUUGGAGGGCAGGGUUCCACGAUUUCAACCCCUUAUACAGGAAKCAUGUCUGGGAGUACACAAUUCGACGAGUCUUUUGGCAAUCUGGAUACCUCUUAUGCGGCAUCCAAAACGAUGAAAAAGGAGUCCAGAACCUCGUUGCAAUCCACGAUUCCGCCUUCCACGUACGCACGAUCGGAUGCUGGCUUACUUUCGAUACGCUCUCGCUACGACGACUUCGAGCCACAUCACCAUUGCCAAAGCACAAAAGGUGUGAAGCGACCACGAUUCAGCAGUUGGGUACCAGUCACCAUCCUCAUCCUGGCCGUUUUUUCUAGCAGUUUCUCGGGCAUAUUUCUGGGAAUUGCUUUGCACAGAAGCAGUCUACCACCAGGAGGACGUCUGAAGCCUCCGAUGGCUGCUUYCCUCACGUCAAUGUUCGCCAAAUUGAUCGAACUGUCCUUCGUCACAGUCGUUGUCGCUUUUGUUGGGCAGGCUCUGGCACGAAGGGCUUUCAAACUUGAAAAUGCGCGUGGCGUUACGCUCGCGGAGAUGUCAAUGAGAAAUUGGAUUAUUGCCCCGGGGAGUAUGCUCACCAACUAUGAAAGUGUGCGGUACGCUGCGAUCUCCGUGCUGGGAUUGAUCUCUCUCCUGGCGACGCUUGCUGCGAUUCUCUACACAUCCGCUGCCACAGCACUUGUUCAGCCACAGCUGAAGUUCUCUCCGUGGAAGUCUGAGACCCUCGGAGGGCUGGUCAAGAGCCAGUGGGCGAAUCCGUUAUAUAUAUCCAGCGGCUGCAAAACACCAAUAACACCCGCAUAUGACAGCGACGACGACGACAAGGCACGAGCAACGGCUUGUAGUGAGAUCGAGCAUGCUGCAAUGGCAUAUCACAACUACCGCACCUGGCUUGGGACUUGGAGCGACAUAGUACACAACGGCUCUGGCAGUUCAGAUAUCAACUUGCGACCGAUGGGCUAUGCGCUUCACCAAGACAACACUACCAUUAUGGCGCCAUGGAUCAACAAGCAAAACAUAACGACACACAAUGGCACACGCUGGGUGAAUGAGGUUACGAUGGCGAUGCCCCAUGUCGGCGUCAUACAAGCAGCAAUGGAUCCAAUCAAUAAGUUGAUACAACCCGAUGACUUGGAUGGUGCUCAGAUAAAUAUCCGCGCGUCUGUACCGUCCCCGAUCGUCAAUGUGAUCUGUCUGACGUUGAACCGGCUGGAUCUGAAGCCUUUUGUUUACGGUCUCUGGGAUGGACAGGCAGAUGGCUGGAAUUACACUACUGGUGCAGGCUGGCCAAGAAACUAUGGGUAUGCGGACCMGUACCUCAAUGGGACCGAAUUCGACGAUAUAUUCCAAUGGGGACCCGACAAGGGUGUCAGUCGAUUUCCGCCAGUGUUCCCAAAACUUCCUGCCGACUACAACACCCUAGUCAACGAUACUACUGGUGUCGGAACCUGGGGACGCAGAACAAUCUACAUCCUUGGGAAAGGCGGUYCGCUGGAUUACAGUAGUAGCCCUACGACCGCAGAUGGCGGCAACAACUACGCGCUGUGUCAACUACAAGCAGGACUUUCCUCGAAUUGCUCGACACACUAUAACGCAUCUAGCAACGGAGCCACGAUGGAAGCGAUGUGUGAGAAUGAUGCAGAUCCGCUCCAGUACUGGAAGAGUUCCAGCACAAGCUGGAUAGGCAACAACACGUUCAAUCCAGACUGGGCUAAUAUUGCCGGAAGCUGGGCGAAAAGCCUUUCACUGAGUGCUGGUCUGACCGACGGCAAUGCAUCCAAUGCUCGAGUGCUCACGCAGAUGAUCGCCACGAAGGAGGAGUACAACGUUGCCCUACCGUCCAUGGCCGAAGCGCUGGCCGUUCUAUCCGGUUGCACGUUGAUCCAGUCAAUCACCGACACGCCAUUCGUGGCGCAGCCGUGGAACUACACYCUCCCUAUCAUCGGAACCGGCCAAUAUCAGUACUUUAACGCCUCCGUCCGUGCACAGAAGUACAUAUCUGGAGGCAACCGGGACUAUCAGAUGGCCUUCCACCUCGUGUUGUUCGCUGUGUUCCUCAUGAACUUCAUGAUUCUGGCAUAUUUUCUUGUACACAAGGAGUGGUACACGGACUUCAGCGAGCCAAUGAACCUCUUCUCGUUGGCAGUCAAUAGCCCUCCAAGCGACAAACUGGCGGGAUCUUGUGGAUGUGGUCCCUCAGGAGAGCAGUAUCGUGUGAGCUGGAAGUUAAACAAUGAUGAAGGACAUUUCUACUAUGAGGCUGCUCCGGAUAAUGUGGUUGUGGUGGAUAGUAGUGGGCUGAGAAGAAGGUGGACUAACACUUUUGAGAUGAUGGAGAGUCCAAUGGCUGCUGUGAAGGACAGGUUCAGUCGGUCGUACAAUUGA